This is a messenger RNA of Guillardia theta CCMP2712, 591 nucleotides long. RefSeq lists its product as hypothetical. The coding region runs from base 1 to 591 and encodes 196 amino acids. The transcript has a single exon. The record is from RefSeq and is a predicted model, not a curated record. Lineage: Eukaryota; Cryptophyceae; Pyrenomonadales; Geminigeraceae.
AUGGAUCCCAGUCAAGUCAAGCAGCCUCCUCCCAAGCUCAUCUACAAGGACGGCAAGCUCGUCCGAGCAAACCUCCUCUGGGAACCUAGUAGCUGGUUUUCCAAGGAAGGCAGCGGCAUUGUCGUACCCAUACCCGAAGAGAUCUUUCAGACCGCAAUGAAGCGAAACGACUUGGAUACUGUACUCAAAGAGCUGGAGGAGGUACGGAAGAAGCAGCCGACGUCCUGCUAUCAGUUCACUACUUCCAUGCUCAUAUUUCCCUGCGUCAUCAUUCCUGGCGUGUGCUGCAUUCAAAGGAUGCGCAGCAAGAAUCGUGUGCUCAAGUAUGAUCGGGAUCUCCGCGAGUGGCAAGAGCAGAUGAACGCAAGGUACCUGAGAUCCAUCGGCUGCUACGUGAAGACCCAGUCCUGUGCUCGCCAGGUCGGGUCUGGAGAGCGCUCUAACCGCGAGAUAGAUCACUGGAUCGCCAUCGCUUUCACGGCAGAGGAGAGUCAAAGACUCGCAAACGAGCCGCAUGUAUUUGGCCAUAUAGUGGAUCUCACCUGUUGUGUUGGUGUGAAGGAGGAAGAUAUGUGUAUGCAUCCGUUAUGA